AUCAACUUUAAACGUUUAGUUUUAUUGAUAAAAGUUUUUUUAAUAACAAUAUUAAAUUUAACUGAAAAUAAACACAAUGAAAUUAGACAUUUUAUGUAUUUAGCAUUAUUUUUGCUUUAUAACAUUUCGAACUUCGAAUUUUCAUCAAAAUGAGUAAUAUUUAUAUUCAAGAGCCUCCAACUUCCGGAAAAGUAUGCACAAUUUAUUUCAAUGUUGUUCUAAAGACUACAUUUGGUGAUAUUGAAGUAGAAUUAUGGUCUAGAGAGGCUCCUAAAGCGUGUAGAAAUUUUGUUCAACUUUGCCUUGAAAAUUACUAUGACAAUAUAUUGUUUCAUAGGAUUGUAAAGGGUUUUAUUGCUCAAGGAGGUGACCCAACUGGCACUGGAGCUGGGGGUGAAUCUAUUUAUGGACAUCCAUUCAAAGAUGAAAUACACUCACGUUUACGAUUUAAUCGUCGUGGAUUGGUGGCAAUGGCCAAUGCUGGCAAGGAUGAUAAUGGAUCUCAAUUUUUUUUUACAUUAGGGUCCACACCAGAACUUCAAUCAAAGCAUACUAUUUUUGGGAAAGUUGCUGGAGAUACUAUUUAUAAUUUAACUAAGCUAAAUGAUAUUCUUGUAGAUAAAGAAGAUAAACCAUUAUAUGAGCAAAAAAUAUUAAAAACAGUUGUUUUAAACAAUCCUUUUUCUGAUAUUGUGCCUAGAGUUACUAAAAAAGUUGAUAAAACUGACAAAGAAUCAAAAAAAAAAAAAGUUGGUGUUAAAAAUUUUAAACUUUUAUCUUUUGGGGAAGAAGCUGAGGAAGAUGAAGAAGAACUGGAUGAAGUUGUAAAAGUAUUUAGUGGACGUUCCAAAUCUACUCAUGAUCUCCUUCAAGAUCCACAACUUAGUGCAGAGCCAGCUAUUCCAAAAGAUAUACUCCAAGAAGAUAUUUUAUCUGAAGAGCAACCAAACAGUAUAAAUAUUAAUGAUAUACGGAAUAAAUUAUCAAAUAAUUCAAAAAAAAAAUUACCAAAAGUUGUGAAAUUGUCUAAUAAUGAUGAUGAUUCUGAUGGUUAUGAGUUUGGAAAAGAGCUAAAUGAAGAAAAAAAAAAAAAAUUUGAAGAAAUACAACAAGAAAUUAAAGAGAUUAAAAAUCAAUUAGCAAAAAAAAAAAAAGAAGAAAAGAAAAAAAAAAAGGAGGAAAAGGAGGUUGAAAAUAAUGAUGAGCCUCAACAACCUAUUGAUCCUAUUAAAAAAGAGUACUUAGAUAACAUAAAACUAUAUUCAUCAAAAAAAGAAGAAUUAUCUAAAAAAGGUUUAAAUAGAGAAGAUUUAACUCUCAACCUUUUAAAGCAAUUUAAAGAUAAAUUACAUAAUGUCAAAAAUUCUAUUAACAAAAAAGAAGAUUUUAACAAAAUGAACGACAAAGAUGAAGAUUGGUUAGGCCAUACACUUAAUUGUGAAGAAAAUAAUGCAGUACUAGCUAAAGAUGCUAAUAAAAAAGAUGAUGAUUGGUUUGAGAUAUAUGAUCCAAGAAGUGCACUUAACAAAAGAAAGCGAGAAAAUAGUAAAAAAAUAUUAAAAAAUGAACAUGAUAAAAAAAAAAAAAUUUAAAAAUAUUGUGAUAAAAUAUGUAUAUAUUUUAAUGAUUGUACGAUUUAAAAAAUUAUUUAUUUAAUAAAAUAUUUUAAACAUAGAUAUUAAAAUUAGAAUAUGUGACACUUAACACAUAUAUUUUUAACUUACAUUAUUGAAUUAUUCAAAAUAACAAUUAAUACAUAUAUUAUUUAAA
Molecule: messenger RNA, 1770 nt
Organism: Daktulosphaira vitifoliae (grape phylloxera)
Lineage: Eukaryota; Metazoa; Arthropoda; Insecta; Hemiptera; Phylloxeridae
Product: spliceosome-associated protein CWC27 homolog
Exons: 9
Coding region: 150-1592 (480 amino acids)
Biological process (GO): protein peptidyl-prolyl isomerization
Cellular component (GO): catalytic step 2 spliceosome
Molecular function (GO): peptidyl-prolyl cis-trans isomerase activity
Source: RefSeq, a predicted model, not a curated record